This is a messenger RNA of Nicrophorus vespilloides, 2297 nucleotides long. Its product is annotated as hexosaminidase D-like. Gene Ontology annotation, molecular function: hexosaminidase activity. The record is from RefSeq and is a predicted model, not a curated record. Bases 134 to 1627 code for a protein of 497 amino acids. The transcript is spliced from 8 exons. NCBI's taxonomy places the organism in Eukaryota, Metazoa, Arthropoda, Insecta, Coleoptera, Silphidae. Gene Ontology annotation, biological process: carbohydrate metabolic process.
AUGAACGCUUUGACAGUCGUCAAAGGCGCCACCAUCGCACUCAGAUGUUUUUUGUUUUGGUAACUAAGUGUCCUGGUCAUGUUGCGGUGCUGAAAACAACACAAACAACAAUAAAAUCAACAAACGGAGAAGGAUGGAUUCGCUAACGCUCGGAUCGCACAGACUAGUCCACCUGGACCUGAAGGGCGCCCCGCCAAAGAUAGCCUUCUUCGAAAAGUUUCUGCCGUUCAUCAAAGACAUCGGGGCUACAGGGAUUCUGAUAGAAUGGGAAGACACUUUUCCGUAUACCAGAGAACUGAUCCAGGCUGGGGGUUUAUCGAACAGCGCCCAAGCUUGCGGAGCUCCAUACAGCAUCGAGGAGGCCAAACAACUUAUAUGCAUCGCUGAAGACUGUGGCUUAUCAGUUAUUCCACUGGUGCAGACGUUCGGGCACAUGGAAUUUGCUCUUAAGCAUGACCAGUGGCAGGGGCUGCGCGAGGUGGAAAGCUAUCCAAGCUCAAUGUGUCCCAGCAAUGCUGGUACAAUGCCACUGAUUAGGUCACUAAUCAAGCAGAUCAUCAGCUUCCACAGCAACAUACAAUACAUACAUAUAGGAGCAGAUGAGGUUUGGCACAUGGGGAUGUGCCCCUCGUGCAUUCGCAGAGUACAAAGCAACAAAUACGGCAAGGCCAGUUUGUACCUUGAUCAUAUAACCGAAGUGGCACAAUACAUCAAAGACAACUAUCCCAAUUUGAGGAUCAUCAUAUGGGACGACAUGCUGAGGAAUAUAGAUCUGAACAUUCUGCAGGAGUAUUACGUGGGGAAUCUGGUGGAGCCGAUGGUGUGGCACUACAACAACGCGGAUUCCUUUCAGCUGGGCUCGGGCCUGUGGGAGAAGUACAGCAACAUCUUCACGAACGUUUGGGGCGCGACCGCGUUCAAGGGUGCGACGAGCAGCUGCCAGAUACUGCCCGUCAACAAGUACCAUGUGAGCAAUCACGAGAGCUGGCUGCUGGAGAUGGGAGCGCACGCCAGCAAAAUUGGAAACUUCAGGGGAAUCGUCUUCACCGGAUGGUCCAGGUACGAUCAUUACGCCACCCUCUGCGAGCUUCUCCCCUGCGCCAUACCCACCCUCUGCUUGUGCAUGAAGACUUGGCUCACAGGUGAAUACAACCAUCAAGUGCACAGUUCGGUGAGCAAGAUGCUGGGAUACACGGACGUGGACAGCAUCCUCCACAUGGACACACCGAUAAGACCGAUCCCCUUGGCGCCUCAACUCUCCUUCCCUGGAUGGCACAUAUUCCUCGGCUUCGAAUGGUUCGCCAACACCAAGGCCAAAUACAAAAGUAUCAUAGACAGUGAUCAGAUGCAGACCUGGUUCAAUCAAUGGCAAGUGCUGAGCAACUACACGAACCCGAUGCAAAUCGAAAGCAUAUUGCCGGUGCUGACUAGUUUGCUGAUGGAGAUUACCUCGCUGGAGGGCUAUUUGAAAACCAAUUUGGAGCAGUACUUCUACCCGCACACCAUCGACGAAUUGAUUGGCACUCUGGUAGCGCCCAUCAAGCAGCACCUGAGACAGCUGAAAGGUGAAUGCGAGACGCAGAUUACGAACGGAUGCAGGGUCAGAGGACAGAAGAAGCUUCUAUAGACUGAAGAAGAACCUUGUUACUUAAUAACUUAAGAAAGAUUGAAUGUGAUUGCAACUGCAUGUAAGCGCUAGAUAGUAGAAUCGUCUUCUUUUAGAUAUUAUUACUACAUUAGCAACAGAGCGAGAGAGAGAGAGUGAGAGAGUAAAAGUGAAGAAGGAAGAGGGAGGAAUAAUGCUUUUACCCAAUUCGUUUUAUCUUAAGACUAAUUAAUUUUAAGUGGAGUAGGCGGUGCAAGGUGUACAUCUAUAUCUUCGUAUCGCUUAUUAGUGAGUAUUAUUAUGACUUAGACUUGCUUUGAUUUUUUUUUGUUUUAAAUUAAUUUUUCAUAGUAUUAAAGAAGCGGCGCUCCACUUCCACACACGUUAACAUUUACUUAAUUUGUGAGAGAAUAUUCUUGAGAUCGAGUGUGCGGUGGUCGCGCUUCUCAAACAUAUAUAUAUAACAUUGGUGUUUCUUAACCCUUCUCGCAAAAGGUUAGGAGACACUGCUCGGUGUAUAUGUGCAUGUAACAAACACAAAUAUAUAUAUAUAUACAUAUAUUAAUUAAUAUAUAUACACACACACACAAUGUGAUACUUUGUACCUUUUUCUAAAAUAUAUUUAUACGUGACGUUGUUUGUAGUGUUUUAAAGAAUGAAGGAUGUGGCACACAUUUUGUGAUAGACUUGU